AUGGUAUACACAUUAGUAUUAGUUAGACACGGUGAAAGCACAUGGAACAAGGAGAAUAAGUUUACAGGAUGGACAGAUGUAGAACUCUCUGAACAAGGUGUAACAGAAGCACAUGAAGCAGGCAAGAAGUUGCUUGCUGACAAGUUUAACUUUGAUAUUGCCUACACUUCAUUCUUGAAGCGUGCAAACAACACCCUCGACUUUAUCUUGGAGGAGAUGCAUCUCGUCGGCAAGGUCGAGACUGUCAAGUCGUGGAGACUCAACGAGCGUAUGUACGGUGCACUCCAAGGUCUCAACAAGUCAGAGACUGCUCAAAAGUAUGGUGAUGCUCAAGUACUCGUAUGGCGUCGUUCAUACGACACCCCACCACCAGCCCUCGAAAAGGAUGAUCCUCGUGCACCAAUCAACGAUCCACUCUACAAAGGUGUCGAUCCAUCACUCCUCCCACUCACCGAAUGUCUCAAAGACACUGUAGAAAGAUUCCUUCCAUUCUGGAAUGAAACUGUUGCUCCUGCUAUCAAGAAUAACAAAAAGGUUAUUAUUGCAGCACAUGGUAAUAGUAUUAGAGCUUUGGUCAAACUUUUAGACAAUGUUUCAGAUGAUGAGAUUGUUGGUGUCGAGAUUCCAACCGGUAUUCCAUUGGUCUACGAAUUGGAUGAAAACCUAAAGCCAAUCAGCCACCGUUACCUCGCCGACGAGUCACACUUAAAGGCUGCUCAACAAGCUGUUGCCAACCAAGGAAAAGCAAAACAAAACUAA
Cavenderia fasciculata is the source of this 759-nucleotide messenger RNA. RefSeq names its product phosphoglycerate mutase (gene gpmA). Lineage: Eukaryota; Evosea; Eumycetozoa; Acytosteliales; Cavenderiaceae. The record is from RefSeq and is a predicted model, not a curated record. Bases 1 to 759 code for a protein of 252 amino acids. Gene Ontology annotation, molecular function: intramolecular phosphotransferase activity. Gene Ontology annotation, biological process: glycolytic process. The transcript has 2 exons.